AUGGCUGCACAUACAUUGGCCCGCGUCAAGCACACAAAGACAACUCCUGGCCCUGCUGACCCUCCUGGCUCUCCUAACCCUCCUCAUUCCCCAUCCAAGGCGGAUAAUCCCGCCCCAGCCGCAAGCAAAGCUAGGAAGUCUGCCCAGAAAGGCACUUCUAAAGUCUCAAAGGCAACUAAGACCUUUGACAAGGACCACAUCGCCCUGUUCGAGAUCGACCACGCCGCUGUUGCCGUCGCCACCGGAAGUACCAAGGACGCCAUGAGAAUGCGCCUUGGCAGACUGAUGAAGGAAAUUUGA
Messenger RNA from Penicillium soppii, 300 nucleotides. RefSeq lists its product as uncharacterized. The coding region runs from base 1 to 300 and encodes 99 amino acids. The record is from RefSeq and is a predicted model, not a curated record. The transcript has 3 exons. Lineage: Eukaryota; Fungi; Ascomycota; Eurotiomycetes; Eurotiales; Aspergillaceae.